AUGGCCGUAGAAGCUGCUCGCUGUUACAACGGUCCAUUUACUGGACAGCCCAGCGACUUCAGGAUGCCCUCGGCCGAGUACUCUGACCUCGAUGAAUCCUCCCUCGCCACCCCUUCACCGUACGGACAUGCCUAUGCUCCGUACCAGCAAGGUUGCUACUCUGAUCCGCCUGAAGGACACUACUUCGUUCCGGGUCCUCCGACCGGACUCUACCCCCCGUUUGACAACCCUGGGCAGUUCUACCAUCAGCCGUUGGAACAGGUCUGGGUCCCACCUCCCGAUUACCCUUCCUACCCUACCGGUCAUCCUCCAUUUCCGGCAAGUUCUUCCGCAAAUUCUUCAGACGAGGGCGAGCUCGUCUAUCCUACGGAACAUCUACCUGUCCAUGCGCCUGUCCCGGUUCAGUCAGGUUUCCAGGCACUGCCCUCACCUGAACCCUGGCGCGGUCAGGUCCCCGUCUCCGCGGGCAUUCUUCCAGUGAUGCAGCCGGCGGAGGGCGAACGAGACCACUCGGGUCCUCUUUCUCCACUAGCCCGAUACCAAGGCGUAUCGCACGGAGUAGGGUUAGACCCUGUUGACCCUGUCAACUUCAAUACGUUUCCAACCCCAAGUGAAUUACUUACGGACUUGACGGCGAGGGAAGCCGCCGUGCAAGCUCAUACUGAAUUGCCGGAACCUGCCGGCGGCGCGAAGGUGGAGACCCAGAGGAAGGCGCGACAAAGGGUUGUCGCUGAAAACGUUGGUUUCGUGCCUACUGACCCGGACACCAUCUCCUCUCAUGACAAGAAGCGCCAUUACCUGGAGUGCCUCGAGCAAUACGUACUGUAUCUGCACGAGCAAUUCAGGCUGCUGGGGCAGGAGCCGGUUCAACUGGAGAGAGUCUCGACAUAUCGAGGUCUUAGCAGCCGAUCGAUCAGGACGCUGCUAGUUCACAUGCAAGAACAGCUGCGAAAGCAUCACGAUCGGACCCUGGAAGAAGAACAAAUCUUCGGUGACCUCCGAGAUUCUCUACGGGCGCAAGAGGCUGCAGCUGCAGCACAGCAGUUCAGGCGUCGUUCCGCGCCUUAG
Gloeophyllum trabeum ATCC 11539 is the source of this 1068-nucleotide messenger RNA. RefSeq lists its product as uncharacterized. The transcript has 5 exons. The record is from RefSeq and is a predicted model, not a curated record. The coding region runs from base 1 to 1068 and encodes 355 amino acids. NCBI's taxonomy places the organism in Eukaryota, Fungi, Basidiomycota, Agaricomycetes, Gloeophyllales, Gloeophyllaceae.